Mucor velutinosus is the source of this 975-nucleotide messenger RNA. RefSeq lists its product as uncharacterized. Gene Ontology annotation, biological process: cytoplasmic microtubule organization. Bases 1 to 975 code for a protein of 324 amino acids. The transcript has 2 exons. Gene Ontology annotation, molecular function: microtubule plus-end binding. NCBI's taxonomy places the organism in Eukaryota, Fungi, Mucoromycota, Mucoromycetes, Mucorales, Mucoraceae. Gene Ontology annotation, cellular component: microtubule plus-end; cytoplasm; nucleus. The record is from RefSeq and is a predicted model, not a curated record.
AUGUUUAGAAAAGCUAAAAAGCUAUCCAAAAGACUCGGUUUAAACAAAGACAAGUGCACUGCAGGAAGUGGCAUUGUAAACAACAAAGAGGUGUCAAAAGGUUACAUCUCAGAUGAUGGUUUGCCUGAAAAACAUCAAAAUCAACAUAAAAAGCAGCCUCCUCCACAGUUUGCGUUGAGCAUUGACAGAGUCAGCACCGGCGGAAGCACAGUGAGCGAUGAUCUAGUCGACGACGAUUCAGCAAGCACAAAGAGCACCGAGAGCGAGGACUUGAAACUACCCUUGAAUACAUCAACCCAUGAAAGACCCAUUCUGGCCAAAUGUCAAACUGUACCUAAUACAAACACUUUAUAUGAUACACCCGCUAAUACAUUACAACGCCAACUCAGUAUGAUGGACACCGGUAAUCUAGAGCUGUUAUUAUCUAUGGAAACACAGGCUAGAUUAGAUGCUCAAGCUGAACGAGAAAAAGAACAACAGCAACAAUUAUCAGAACAGGAUAGCAUGCUGGCUCCUCGCCCCACUCGGAUCAAGUUUGAACUUCCUGUGACACCUCCACGCUCUAGAUCUCCAGCUAGAUUAGCUUAUCCCAGAGCGAGACCAGUUCGAUCUUUGCCCGAUGAAGGCUUGACUGCAAACGCCAUGCGACAUCCCUUACCAAUGAACAACGCAAAGCCUCGACGAGCUGGCUGGAGACAUUUAUUCGGCGAUCGAGAAGAAGAUGAACUCAAGCAAGCACCCAUACCCAUCACUAUUGGCACAAGAGUUCGACUAAAGAUGAGACCACUACCAACAUUUGGCUACGUGAGAUACAUUGGUGCUGUUGACUUUGGAAAAGGAGAAUACAUUGGCAUUGAACUUGAUCACGGUGUCGGUAACUGCGAUGGUAGCAUUGAUGGUAUCAGAUAUUUUGAUACGGAUCCUCAUCGUGGUACAUUUUCCAAACGACGUGAACUCGAAGCAGUAGCAGAAUAA